GUCAGCCCAACCUCAACCAGCGACGUUCUCAGUAACAAAAAACUCUACCCGAACUUCAUGAGGGUAGUUCCAGCCGACAGAUACCAAGUGGAAGCCAUCACCGUUAUUCUGGAAUUCUUCAAAUGGUCCUACGUGUCUAUAGUAUUCACAGACAGCAGCUACGGGCGCGACGGAGUAAAACGUCUCAGAUCUGUGCUCGGCCAGAAGGGUAUUUGCAUUUCAAAGACCCUGGAAAUCGGAUAUGAGUGCACCCCUGAAAACAUGCGCAAGACUCUGGCCAAACUUCAGGGUCAUAAAUCUCCAAAGGUCGUUGUCCUCUACAUAGAAAUAGUCGACGUUGAAUUGAUUUUGCGAAUGGUGAAAAGCAUGGGGAUUGAACGCGAUUUCAUGUGGGUUGCUAGUGAUUCCUUUAGUCUUGGUCUGCCCUACGACCUGCGCCACAUGGUGGUCGGUUCAUUGACUGUCAGACCGUAUUCAAAACUGGUUGGUGAGUUUGAAGAACGUAUGAAACUUCGCUUCCCGUCAUCGAAGAAAACUAACGCGUUUGGAAUGCCUUCGACGACCACAACGUCAAAGAACGUAUCGAUGGAUGACGAGUUUAAUAUGUACGUACCGGCCGGUUUUUAUAUCGAUGCUGUCAAUGCCUUGGCCACCGGCGCCGACCUGUUGAUUAAAGAACGAUGUCCACGCUCGACAAGCAGCGAAGAACUGCGCAAAUGUGUCAACCCCGUAGAGCUGUGCAAGAGAAUGAGGAAUCUCACUUUUAACGGGUCGUACGGCGAGAUCUCGUUCGAUCAGAACGGCGACGUGGUAGGUAUGUAUGAGAUUAUUCAAUACCAGUAUGACGACAACGACCAGGUUAACUACGUGCCGGUCGGUUCCUGGGACAUGCGCACAAAUCGCCUGAGGAUCGACGAAGACCAACUCCGUUGGCCGCCGACAACAGCGACGUCGGAUGGAAACUUCUCUCGGACGCCCCCAGUUUUGAAAUGCGGCGAUCGCUGUCCAGCCGGUUCCAUAUAUUACUUUCCAAAAGAGACCUGUUGUUGGGAAUGCCGCAAAUGUAAAAAUAACGAAAUCACAGACGAAAACUUGUCCAUUUGUAAAAUCUGCCCCGAGUUUUAUUGGCCUGUAGACGAGCAGCAGAAGGCCUGUGAGAAAAUACCGCCUCACUUCAUUCAAAUCAGCGACAAGACGGCCAUUAUCGUCUGCUCGGUG
This is a messenger RNA of Octopus bimaculoides (California two-spot octopus), 1218 nucleotides long. RefSeq names its product metabotropic glutamate receptor 8. Gene Ontology annotation, molecular function: G protein-coupled receptor activity. NCBI's taxonomy places the organism in Eukaryota, Metazoa, Mollusca, Cephalopoda, Octopoda, Octopodidae. Gene Ontology annotation, biological process: G protein-coupled receptor signaling pathway. The record is from RefSeq and is a predicted model, not a curated record. Gene Ontology annotation, cellular component: membrane.